GAGGCGAGGCGGAACAGGACGAGCCGGGUCGCAUGACGGUGUGGCAACCGCAGGCCAGACGAGGCAGGGCCAGACGAGGCAGGGCCAGACGAGGCAGGGCCAGACGAGGCAGGCCAGACGAGGCAGGGCCAGACGAGGCAGACGAAGGCGGAGCAGAGGCGGAACCUGAUGGCAGCGGGACUGUUGCAGGCGGUGAUGUAGAUGCUGCGGAUGCUGCAGGCGGUGAUGUAGAUGCUGCGGAUGCUGCAGGCGGUGAUGUAGAUGCUGCAGUUGAAGCGGAGGCUGAUGAGAAGACUGCUGCAAGCGAGGCCGAAGCGGAGGCCGGGUCAAAUGAAGCUGAUGACGCCGAAGCCGAUGAUGAGGCCGGACCAGGCGAAGCUGAUGAAGCUGAUGCAGAGGCUGCUGCAGGCGACGCUGAGGACGCUGAAGCUGGACCAGGCGACGGCGUGGGUGAAGCUGAGGCUGCAGCCGGCGUGGGUGAAGCUGAGGCUGCAGCCGGCGUGGGUGAAGCUGAGGCUGCAGCCGGCGAGGGUGAUGCUGAGGCUGCAGCCGGCGAGGGUGAUGCUGAGGCUGCAGCCGGCGAGGGUGAUGCUGAGGCUGCAGCCGGCGAGGGUGAUGCUGAGGCUGCAGCCGGCGAGGGUGAUGCUGAGGCUGCAGCCGGCGAGGGUGAUGCUGAGGCUGCAGCCGGCGAGGAUGAUGCUGAGGCUGCAGCCGGCGAGGAUGAUGCUGAGGCUGCAGCCGGCGAGGAUGAUGCUGAGGCUGCAGCCGGCGAGGAUGAUGCUGAGGCUGCAGCCGGCGAGGAUGAUGCUGAGGCUGCAGCCGGCGAGGAUGAUGCUGAGGCUGCAGCCGGCGAGGAUGAUGCUGAGGCUGCAGCCGGCGAGGAUGAUGCUGAGGCUGCAGCCGGCGAGGAUGAUGGAGCUGCAGCUGCCGCUGGACGGGCUCCUCGGCCCUCCAGCUGACGAGGCAGAAAGCUGGCUAGGUUCUCCUGAACCUCCAGCUGACGAGUCUUGGGGCUGGAUGGACUCCUCGGGCCCCCAGCGGCUGACGAGGCAGGAGGCUGGACGGGCUCCUCGGGCCCCCAGCGGCUGACGAGGCAGGAGGCUGGACGGGCUCCUCGGGCCCCCAGCAAAAACAGUCCAAAACCAGUGGGCACCGGAGCCCCUGGCACACACAGGACAGAACCAGCAGGUGCGGAGACCUCUGGCAGGGACAGGACAGAACCAGCAGGCACACGGGCCUCUGGCAGGGACAGGACCAGCAGGCACACGGGCCUCUGGCAGGGACAGGACAGGACCAGCAGGCACACGGGCCUCUGGCAAACACAGAACAGACUGCAGCUGUGCGGAGCACCGACCCUGCUCAGGCAGCGACAGCCGGGUGUAGUCCUCAGCUGGGUUUUCAGCCUCCAGGGGUCCAGAGUCAGCUGAGGGCUGUAAUUUAACCUCUGGUGAAGCCCUAGAGCAAGUAACAGUCUCUAAACUAGCCAGCUGUUGAGGAACGAUUACACUUUUAACGUGUUUGUCUCUCUGCAAAAAAUACAUACUAGAAAAAGAGUCCAAAACGGGAGGCACAGACACAGCCUCCUGUACAGAGGGAGUCGGUGAAGACAGAGAUUGCAUAGAUGACAGGGCUAGCGGGGAUACCGGAGGCUGAGCGGAAUGCUGCUGGGCAGCUAAACGAGCUUGUGGCUGGGCAGCUAAACGAGCUAAAGACUGCUGAGCAGCUAAACGAGCUAAAGACUGCUGAGCAGCUAAACGAGCUAAAGACUGCUGAGCAGCUAAACGAGCUAAAGACUGCUGAGCAGCUAAACGAGCUAAAGACUGCUGAGCAGCUAAACGAGCUAAAGACUGCUGAGCAGGAGAAUGAACAGGCAACAAACAGUUCUCCUUGUUAUCUGCUGCACAAAACAAAGCCCCUGAAUAAACUGUCCCACAGUCCAAAACAGAAAAAGGGUCCUUCUCACUCACCACAGCCAACGGUUCUGAAGUCCCAAUAUCCGGCUGUGGGGUGACGCGCCUGUGGCGCGAUCAUCGGGCAAAACCACAUCCGGCGGGCCGGGCUAAACCUCCAGCAGGGGAAGCUGACGCGACUGUUCCGGGAUGGCCGUAGUCCACUGCUGCUGGAUAAAGUCUGUGGACUCGCGAGCAUGCACCACCUCCCGGGCUUUAUGCAGGUUGCAAAUUAAGUCCGAAACUCCCUUGAGCUGGCAGAGGUAGGGAUUUCCUUCCAGGAUCUCCUCGAUGGCUUUUAACCCCACCACUUUCACCCUUGCGUUGGUGGUGUGGGUUACCCAGUCCAUCAGGCGUUGGAUGCGUGCGAGGUCACUCUCCCCACACAAAGCUGCUGGAUCCAUCUUGUGGUCGUGUCGUACUGUCACGGCUGGGGCAGCAGUCGUGUGGUUGAAUGAAUGAGGAUCCAAGAUGCAGGCACUGGCUGGGGUGCGAGUGGGUGUUUAUUUACAGAAGUGACACAGUGACAAAAACAGGAAGGGCAGAGCGGGGAGUUAACAAACCUAAACUGGAAAAUACUAAUACAAAAAGAGGACGAGGAGCGGAGAAACACGGAAUAACCUUAAAUACACGGCAGAUACACAGAGAAACACAGACGACGCGACAGAGAGCACAGGAAAACACAGGGCUUAAAUACACAGGGGAGUAAUCAGGGAAUAGGCAACAGGAGGGAGACACAGCUGGGAGAAAUUAGGCUAACGAGACAGGGGGAACAAAGCUGCACACACUAACAUAAGACAAGACUUUCACAAUAAAACAGGAAACAUGAAUCACAACUCAGAGACAUGGACUCAACACAGAGAGACAGAAAAUGACACAUGGAACUGAACUAUACAUGAAACCACAAUUCCUAACAUGGAUAACAGAAACAUGAAACUCUAAUAAUAAUCAUCACAACCACAACAAGAGAACAAGAAAACAAUCCAUGAUGCAAAAUUAAACCAAAACAUAAUAAACUCAAAAUACUGGGUCCAACGGACCCAGAACCGUGACACUGACAAUCGCCUAAAAGUCUCUUUGUGCUGGUUUUCAUCUUUUCUUUGUGCUGUAAGCUUUGUUUUCAUACCUAAAUACUAAGAGAAAGAUCAUAUGUUUGCCGUCAUUAGCACAGGGAUUUGUGUUGGUGUGUAGGACUGCAACCUCUAGAUUUAUAUUGUUAAAUGCUAAUUAUGAGACAGUGUGGUUGAGGUUAUUUUACAGAGUAACAUGAAAGUAAUGUAAUGAGUAGAAUAACUAAUUACUUUCUCCUGGGAGUUAUUAAGCAAUGUACUUUAUUACUUUGGCGGAGGUGUGGCCUAUGGCUUCGCUGCAGGGGAAGCCAUAGGCCAUAGACUUCAGAACAGAAUAUCAACUCUGUUAAUUAUAAUAAAAAGCUUUGUACUAGCACGCUGUGUCAUGAUAGGCUGUGUGGCAGGCAGGCAGGAAAAAAGGACCCAAAAUGCAGGACUCUCAAAGACAGGUCUGGAGCUCAAAAUGCAGCUUUAUUGCUAGAAAAAUCUCCUCAUAAACAAAACUC
Molecule: messenger RNA, 3525 nt
Organism: Oreochromis niloticus (Nile tilapia)
Lineage: Eukaryota; Metazoa; Chordata; Actinopteri; Cichliformes; Cichlidae
Product: circumsporozoite protein-like
Exons: 2
Coding region: 33-959 (308 amino acids)
Source: RefSeq, a predicted model, not a curated record